UGGAGAGAGAGAGAGAGAGGCGCCUAUAGGUUUCCUACACUUCUUACUUUGACAGCAGAAGAUAAUAUAGUUGAAUAGAGAUAUUAUUUAGUACCAACAUAGUGUGAUCAUGCAGUACCAACACAGUGCGCCUUCAGCCAUGGGUGUUCCUCUUUACGCGCCGACCCCUAUCCAGCCCGUCCACCCAACUCCUUUCUACAUCGAAGACAUCCUGGGGAGAAAUGAGACCCUGACCCAGUCUUCAGCGGUGGUCUCCACGCCAAAUCUACCGUCACCGAAUUCAUCCUUCACCAGUUUGGUCUCUCCGUACCGGACCCCCAUCUAUGAACCGACACCGAUCCACCCUGCGUUCUCUCACCACGCUGCGCUCACCGCCACGUAUGCCUCCGGGGCUUUCGCUAAUUCACUGUACCCAUUCCACCGGUCUAUGGGGGACUAUACUCUGAUCAGGCACGACCCGCUUGGUAAACAACUUCUAUGGAGCCCGUUCAUUCAGCGUCCACUGCACAAGAGAAAAGGUGGACAAGUCCGAUUCUCCAACGACCAGACAAUAGAGCUGGAAAAGAAGUUUGAGACACAGAAAUACCUUUCACCCCCCGAACGAAAACGACUGGCUAAAAUGUUGCAACUGAGUGAACGACAGGUGAAGACGUGGUUCCAAAAUCGAAGAGCCAAGUGGAGGCGACUGAAGCAGGAGAACCCUACCGGCAGUAAGACAGAUCUGGAGGACGAUAGCACCGGGAGAAACUGCGAGGAGGGACCGGAGUCCGGUGUGAGCCUCAGUCCGGCCCGGGACCAGAGAUGUAGGGCUACAGAGAUGACGCACACUCACAGUCGGUUGCAGUGUUCCACGUCGCCUCUAUCACAAGGACAAAUAGAGUCAGACAUUUCAGACGAUACAGACCAAGAACUGGACAUAGAGGAUGACAUGGAGUUCCCACUGAAUCCACCGAUAUGAAGUCAUCAGAUCAGUGUUUACAUGUCAAUCUGGACGUUGUCCCACUGGGUGACUGACGGCCCGGGAAGAGGACCAAUAGCCCGUCAGUAAACAUUGUUGUAGCAUCUUUCUGGAAAAUAGAUUUGUUUUUGUAUAUAAAUACCUGUAUAUUUUGUGAUGUUGUUUUAUUGUCAUUAUGAGUUUUUUAAAAAUAAAAAUUAAUUGAGC
This is a messenger RNA of Oncorhynchus mykiss (rainbow trout), 1165 nucleotides long. RefSeq names its product hematopoietically expressed homeobox (gene hhex). The record is from RefSeq and is marked provisional. Lineage: Eukaryota; Metazoa; Chordata; Actinopteri; Salmoniformes; Salmonidae. Gene Ontology annotation, molecular function: RNA polymerase II cis-regulatory region sequence-specific DNA binding; DNA-binding transcription factor activity, RNA polymerase II-specific. Gene Ontology annotation, biological process: cell differentiation; regulation of transcription by RNA polymerase II.